AUGGUCACGCAUGCCCAGUCAUCAAGGCAAUGUCGGUAUCUACAACGAGUGCUGCCAGUAGAAGAGACGGCUGAUGUGAACCUGAAGAAGCUGAGUGAUAUGAUAACAAAGGUGAUUUCUGUUCAAGAAGUGGCGAAGCAUUUGAAGGCUAGAGAUGACGGCUCGGUACCGUCAUAUGCCUUAGAAUUCAAAGCACGGAAUAAUGAUUCCAUCAAGAAGUCCGACGUGUUGGAAAUGCUCGGCGAUGCCGUCAAUGCGAUUGCUCCAGCGGCUAAAGUGGACCUCUCUGGCGCUGAUGUGACGUUCAUGAUACAGCUGGUGCGGAAAACGAUGAUGAUUGCUGGAAUACCUAAUUAUUAUUCGAAACGGAAAUACAAUAUGCAUCCAAAGGAAGAAAAACCGGAUGAUGACAAGGCAGCGGUUGGAGCCAAAGAGACUGAGACCGGAAGGGCUGAAGAUCAAAAAGAUGCAGACGAUGAUCAGAAAAAGUCUUCAGGCGGUGAUGAAAGCGGAUCAAAGGUAGUCAGUUCGACGGAUGACUGA
Molecule: messenger RNA, 543 nt
Organism: Cooperia oncophora
Lineage: Eukaryota; Metazoa; Nematoda; Chromadorea; Rhabditida; Trichostrongylidae
Source: the annotation of a GenBank genome assembly